AUGGAGGGAGCAGAGACUCAGACGCCGCUGGUGUGUCCUGGACACACGCGUGGAGUAGUUCAGGUUUCAUUCAGUCAUCCCACCCCCGAUGGCGUCUUUCUUAUCUCUGCUUGUCUGGACGGCAAGCCAAUGCUUCGACGAGGAGACACGGGGGACUGGGUCGGGACUUUCGAAGGACACAAGGGAGCAGUGUGGUCAGCUCGCUUGGACAGACCGGCACUGAGAGCUGCGACGGGAUCUGCAGACUUUUCUGCUCGGCUGUGGGAUGCGCUGACGGGCGAUCAGCUCCAUGACUUCAACUGUGGGCAUGUCGUCAAGUCUGUGGACUUCUCCCCUGAUAGCCACCAGCUCCUCUGCUCAGGAAAAUUCAAGAAGUUGAAAGUCUUCGACCUUGAGAAGCUCGCUCCCGUAGCAGAGCUGGAGGGACACACUGUGGGCGUCAAAUCUGCUCUGUUCCUUCCCUGUGGCACAAAGGCGAUCAGCGGCGGAGAGGACAAGACGCUGCGAGUGUGGGACCUCAAGAGCAACACACAGAUCAAAACCGUAGAGGUGCAGAAGGAGAUCACAAGCAUGCAACUCUCUUACGACGGAGAGAUUGUGACUGUCACCGCGGGAACGCAGGUUCAUUUCUGGGGAACAAAGGAACUUGAUAUGAUCAAGAGCUUGGACUGUCCUAUCGUGAACCCAACACUAGGAGGAAGUGCCAAAGUGAAGGAUAUUACUUCAGCAUCUUUAUCGCCAGACAGGAGACGCUUCAUUGCUGGAGGUCCUGCUGAUCAGGCUUGGCCGGAUCCCUGGGUCCACGUGUUCAACUUCGAGAACGGGGAGGAGAUCGAAUGCAACAAGGGUCAUCACGGGCAUGUGUGGGACGUUGCUUUCGCACCGGACGGAGAGACAUACGCGAGCGGUGCGGAUGAUGGAACCAUCAGGAUCUGGACGACGGAGCCUGGCAAGCAUGACGAUUCAAAGACCUCGAGCGAGUGACGAAGAUCGCAUUGGAACG
Molecule: messenger RNA, 1003 nt
Organism: Guillardia theta CCMP2712
Lineage: Eukaryota; Cryptophyceae; Pyrenomonadales; Geminigeraceae
Exons: 15
Coding region: 1-984 (327 amino acids)
Biological process (GO): spliceosomal snRNP assembly
Cellular component (GO): SMN complex
Molecular function (GO): protein binding; RNA binding
Source: RefSeq, a predicted model, not a curated record